Messenger RNA from Procambarus clarkii (red swamp crayfish), 1313 nucleotides. Its product is annotated as connectin. Lineage: Eukaryota; Metazoa; Arthropoda; Malacostraca; Decapoda; Cambaridae. Gene Ontology annotation, molecular function: protein binding. Gene Ontology annotation, cellular component: extracellular matrix. The record is from RefSeq and is a predicted model, not a curated record.
AGGUUCAAAUAUUGUAAUGGAGCAGGACAUAGAUAAGCCUAAUAAUAACUAGUACAACUAGAGGGAGGGUUGGCAACAUGAAAUGCUAGAUGAUAUGGUAAAGUGCCAGACGAAACUCUUGUACACACCAGACUUACAGGAUCACCACCAAGAUGACUAAAUUAAAGCAAGUUAUACUGGCUUAUUGCCUGGUGGGAUGUAUGGCACAGUGCCCACCUAGCGAGGACCUUGGUCCAUGCCAGUGUCAUGAAGAUGCUAAUGGUGUUCCUGCCCUACGGUGCCAGGACGUGACUGGUUGGGACGAAAUGGAAAACAUUUUUGCCAACUUAGGGCUGACACAUGUAAGCAGUGUGGACAUCAUCUCUUCACCGGGCCUAACAGAUCUCCCACCGUUAGCAUUUGCUGAUGUGUUAAUAGAUGCCAUACGUUUCUAUAAUACAGGCCUGGUGUACCUAAGCAAGGAAGUCUUUAGUGAUGUUACAGCAAGUGGGCUUCAGACGCUUUACAUCAAACAUAAUUCAGAGUUCACAACCCUCGAAAACGAUGUGCUUGCUUCCCUGCCUGCUUUAGAAACUCUCUACUGCUCAAACAACCAGCUGGGCAGCCUAGACGGUGCACUGGAAACAAGUGUAUCCUAUAUAGACUUUGGCCACAACGCUAUCACUACAAUAUCUGCAAAUUACUUUUCUGGAGCACAAAACCUGAGUCGACUGCUCUUGCCCUUCAAUGAGUUAACAACCGAGUCACUAGGGCCUGAGAGCCUGACGUUCUCUGGUGAUGAGGAGGAUAUGUAUCUGGACCUGGCUUGGAACCAACUAUCUCAAGGAGUGCAACCCUCGGCUUUUGGAGGGAGAAUGCCCAAGGAGUUGAUCUUGAGUCACAACAACAUUACAAGCCUUGUUUACGACACAUUUUCAGCCCUGCUCGAUCAGAUGGUUUCCGAGCACGGCACAGAUGCUUAUAUACUUUUGGACAGUAACGAACUAGGAUGUGGGUGUGACAUGUCGUGGGUUGUGUCAUACGCCGCUCGGGACCAGCUUCAGCAGGCAGAGUGUACCGACGGUCGUCUUGUGUCUGGUCUUACCGAGGAGGACUUUGCCAGUUGUUAGGGAACUGUACCUCAUAAUUACACCAAAUAUAGUAGUAUUUAAUCCAUUCAUAUAACCAACAGUAUAAAAGCAGUGCUGCUUAUUUACCUGUCACUCGUGAGUCUUUACAACAAUUAUUGUAAGAUAGCAAACUCCUACUUACCAUUAUGUUAACCACUUACAUUGCAACUGGUUUGAUGAAAAUAAAAUGUCAAAAAGUUUAAA